Molecule: messenger RNA, 1416 nt
Organism: Uloborus diversus
Lineage: Eukaryota; Metazoa; Arthropoda; Arachnida; Araneae; Uloboridae
Product: meteorin-like protein
Exons: 4
Coding region: 33-1070 (345 amino acids)
Molecular function (GO): hormone activity
Source: RefSeq, a predicted model, not a curated record
AUGGACUGGUUUCCCAGACAUUCCGAUUCAUCAUGAUGAGGAUCCUGCGCACUAUGGUCGUCUGCGUCAUCUUCUCAGCGGCUGCCGUUACCUCCGGACCGACUUCGGACGACUGUGAUUGGACGGGGAGUGGCACCCCGGAUAUGGCCCUGUCUCGCGGCGUCCGGCCUGUGUACCUGCGCUGCAACCAAGGAAAAGUCCGAUGGAGCUAUCCCCAGGGCGCUCUCCGGAUCGUCCUGCAGCACAGACCCGCGGGGAAGGAAUUCGUCGCCUGCGUCCGGAGAUCGAACGGCUCCUCCGGGGCCCGGAUCUACGUGGCCGGACGGAAGAAGCUGCACAGGGUGUUCAGUCCCAGAGAUGCUCUCGGCUUGGUCAAGUGCGUCGCGUCCCAGAGGGGCCAAGUGGCACUGUACGUGGAGGCGGACCCCGUGACGGACGCCCUGCGACGCGCCACCUCGGAAUUCAGUUACCACUUGAAGAGGAGGACCGGAAGAUCCAUCGAGAAUGACGUUGAUGAUUGCCGGCCUUGCUCUGAAGAACAACUUCUUCGACAAUAUUGUUCAAGUGACUUUGUGAUCCAAGGUGAAGUUGCCAGUUUAUUUCACAACAAACCUCUGCAGACCACGGAACUGACAGUCAGGGUUUCUCACGUCCACAGAACCAACGAACAGGGGAAAUUCUCCAGUUCCUCGGACUUUUCCACCAACAAACAGGGGAAAUUCUCCAGUUCCUCGGACUUUUCCACCAACGAACAGGGGAAAUUCUCCAGUUCCUCGGACUUUUCCACGAACGAACAGGGGAAAUUAUCCAGUUCCUCGGACAUUUCCACCAACGAACAUGGGAAAUUCUCCAGUUCCUCGGACUUUUCCUCCGGCCUUACAGGGAGUUCCCAAAAUAUAGUCCUGCACAGGCCCUUGCAUUGUGGCACAAAGGCGGGAAAUGGGGAGUACUUGUUUUUCGGUGAUUGGGUACUGGGGUAUCCGAACUUGUACUGUGUUCCGAGACUCGUUGAGUGGAAGAAAGUCAGAAGGAAAGCAUUGAGGACGGGUGUGAGUGAAUGCCUGCUGUAGCUGUGAUAGAUGUCGCGAAGAUGUCCAUGCGAGAGACUCUCAUCGAAAACUCACGAAUGAACGCCUCCAUUCAUCGCAUUUUCUUACUGCCCAACUGUGUGCUUCCAUGAUAGUAAUUGCAGUAGAGUGCCGAUUAUCCGAACUUCAAUUAACCGAACUGUUUCAUCUGCCGAAUUUGUUAUCUGUCUCUGUUUUUUGUUUCCUCGAGUGACUUCGAAACUGUGUCCUACCCCCUCCGUUCCUCGAUCAGUAUGUUGGAAGCACUAACAAAAAAAGUAUGGGCUUCAAAUGAAAUGAACUCUGUUCACGUAACAUCACUGCGGGCAUAUGUGUUCUGGACAAAUAA